Messenger RNA from Zonotrichia leucophrys gambelii, 783 nucleotides. Its product is annotated as ribosome biogenesis protein bop1-like. Gene Ontology annotation, molecular function: ribonucleoprotein complex binding. NCBI's taxonomy places the organism in Eukaryota, Metazoa, Chordata, Aves, Passeriformes, Passerellidae. Gene Ontology annotation, biological process: ribosome biogenesis; maturation of LSU-rRNA from tricistronic rRNA transcript (SSU-rRNA, 5.8S rRNA, LSU-rRNA). Gene Ontology annotation, cellular component: preribosome, large subunit precursor; PeBoW complex. The record is from RefSeq and is a predicted model, not a curated record. The annotation marks the transcript as partial. The transcript is spliced from 5 exons.
CGCGCUGCCGCUCGUUUCCCGUUAUUUUUCCCGUUAUCUUUUCCCGUUAUUAUCUCUCGUUCCCUUUACCCCGCCCUGCCGAGGAGCAAAAUCCCCUCCCUCGGGAGCUGCGCGGGGCCGAGACAAGGCGGAAGCGCGGCGGGCGGGGGCGUGGCCGUCCCUGUGACCCGCGCCCACGUGUUCGGCGGCGCACGCGGAGCCGCCACCAUGGAGCAGCCCAGCCCCUCUGGAGGCAGCCAGGAGCUCUCAGAGAGCGAGGAGAGCGUUUAUUCCGGCCUGGAGGAUUCGGGAAGCGACAGCGAAUCCUCUGGGAAUGAGGAGGAGGAGGAGCACGAGGAGGAAGAGGAGGAGGACGAUGAGGAAGAAGCCCCUGGGAGCCCCUCAGCUCCUCAGACCCAGGCCCAAGGGGCUCCUGGGAAGAGGAAAGCCUUGGAAGAUGAUUCCCCCUUGGAAGGGAAGCAGGAUUUGGUCGUCCACGACGAGUACGAGGAGGACAGCUCGGAUGAGGAGGACAUCCGGAACACGGUGGGGAACAUUCCCAUGGAAUGGUACCAGGAUUUCCCGCACAUCGGCUACGACCUGGACGGGAAGAAGAUCUACAAACCCCUGAGGAGCAAGGACGAGCUGGACCUGUUCCUGGAGAAGAUGGAAAACCCGGAAUACUGGCGCACGGUGCAGGACCCGCAGACGGGGGCCGAUGUGCGUCUGUCGGAGGAGCAGCUGGCGCUGGUGCAGCGCCUGCAGCGGGGGCACUUUGGGGACGUCGCCUUCGACCCCUACGAG